AGCGUGCUCGGAUCUGCUCGGUAAAGCUGCUGUUUGCUGUUCAAAUAAGUCGGUUUUUUUUAAAAGUCACAGUUUGUCCUUAACAUGUCUUCUGUUGAAGCUCGUGCUGUGCGGCUCCCAGUCGGAAACAACCCGGCUAAGAUGGGUAAAACCACGGCUGCAGGUCCGAGGAGAGCUGCUCUUGGAGAGAUUACCAACUUUCCUGGAGCAGCAGUCAACAUUACAAAGAGGAAAGGACCAACCAAAGAAUCAGCCAAACCAUCUGCCGGCCUCAAAGUGAAGCCGACCCAGCCGCUGCCUCCCGCGGCUCGGGUCGAAGCCCCCGCAGACCCCGUCCCUGCGGUUCCAGAGGAGCCGGCCGACGUGUCGAUGCAGCAGGACGAACUGUGCCAGGCGUUCUCCGAGGCGCUGCUCACCGUGGAGGACGUGGACGAGGACGACGGAGACAUGCCGCAGCUCUGCUCGCAAUACGUCAAAGACAUCUACAAAUAUCUCCACCAGCUGGAGGUGGAGCAGGCCAUACGAGCCAACUACAUGCAGGGCUAUGAGAUCAACGGGCGCAUGCGGGCUCUCCUGAUCGACUGGAUGGUCCAGGUUCACUCCAGGUUCCAGCUGCUGCAGGAGACUCUGUACCUCACUGUUGCCAUCCUGGAUCGUUUCCUCCAGGUCCAGCCGGUCUCUCGCAGGAAGCUGCAGCUCGUGGGCGUGACCUCCAUGCUGGUGGCCUGCAAGUACGAGGAGAUGUACGCGCCGGAGGUGGGAGACUUCGCCUACAUCACCGACAACGCCUUCACCAAGCCUCAGAUCCUGGAGAUGGAGCAGCUGAUCCUGAGGAGCCUCAAGUUCGAGCUGGGGCGCCCCCUGCCGCUGCACUUCCUCAGGAGGGCCUCCAAGGUUGCCACGUCCGACGUAGAGAGACACACGCUGGCCAAGUACCUGAUGGAGUUGACGCUCAUCGACUACGACAUGGUUCACUACCGUCCCUCGGAGGUCGCCGCCGCUUCCUUCUGCCUCUCUCAGCUCCUGCUGGAAGGGCUGCCGUGGUCUCCUACCCAGCAGCACUACUCGACCUACGACGAGGCUCACCUGAAGCCCAUCAUGCAGCACAUCGCCAAAAACGUCGUGACGGUGAACGACGGGAAGACGAAGUUCCAGGCCAUCAAGAACAAAUACUCGAGCAGCAAGUUGUUGAAGAUCAGUCUGGUCCCUCAGCUGAAGUCUGAGCUCAUCCAGAAGCUGGCGGCUCCGCUACUCAACAAUCACUGAGAGACCUGAACAUCUCAUUAUUCUUCUCUUUCCAUCAGUGGACAUUUUUCA
Scomber japonicus (chub mackerel) is the source of this 1317-nucleotide messenger RNA. RefSeq names its product cyclin B2 (gene ccnb2). Gene Ontology annotation, cellular component: nucleus; cyclin-dependent protein kinase holoenzyme complex; cytoplasm. Gene Ontology annotation, biological process: mitotic cell cycle phase transition; regulation of cyclin-dependent protein serine/threonine kinase activity. The transcript is spliced from 8 exons. NCBI's taxonomy places the organism in Eukaryota, Metazoa, Chordata, Actinopteri, Scombriformes, Scombridae. The coding region runs from base 85 to 1266 and encodes 393 amino acids. Gene Ontology annotation, molecular function: cyclin-dependent protein serine/threonine kinase regulator activity. The record is from RefSeq and is a predicted model, not a curated record.